Molecule: messenger RNA, 1065 nt
Organism: Triticum aestivum (bread wheat)
Lineage: Eukaryota; Viridiplantae; Streptophyta; Magnoliopsida; Poales; Poaceae
Exons: 3
Coding region: 71-610 (179 amino acids)
Source: RefSeq, a predicted model, not a curated record
GAGAAGCCAGACAAAUGAAACCCUAGAUCGACAUAGUACUCCCAUACGUUCAGCAACUCCCUCCCUGUCAAUGGCGUCACUGCCAGGAGCAUGCUCAGAUCUAUUUGCCGUUCCCCUCCUUCGCAUUUCAGCACCUAUUGAUCCGGAGCAGCUCCCAGGAGAAUCACAGGAUGAGGUGGCAAGCAUGGAAGUAACCCACAGCCACUUUUCUUCAUAUGCGGCAUGGUACAAACAAUAUGAGAAUUCACGGCACGGUUCUGAGGCAGUACCAGCGAUUGUCAAAAUACCUUACAGGAUGGUGUUGGAUGUUCUUUUAGAGACUCUGGGCCUUCCAGAAGUUGAGUACCGAACCAGAGUAUAUGAUGGCAGCAGGGUGUGUGUGACUGUAUUGUUCUAUAGAACCACAUCAUAUGUUGGGAAUGAUAUUCCUGGGGUACAAUUUGUUGAUCAAUCAAUGCCAGAAGACAGUGCUGCUAUGGAAGCAAUUGGAUACAUUAAAUGCACAGUGAAGACAGAGAUAACAGACUAUAACUACAGCACCAUGAAGAAACUCGAGGAGGAAAAUCGGUCUCUAAAACAUGAGCUUUAUAUAUCUAGGUACAACAAGUAGAAGAUGAAGACAAAGAUCAGAUCCAUCAAGAACAAGCUAAUGAUUGUUACAUAUGAGAAGAAGCAAAACGCUAUGGGCUGGUUCGUCUUAACAAGGUACAUGCAUGGAUUAUAUGAUCAUAUAUUCAACGUGGCGGCAUUGAAUAUGUCAUAUGGGAAUGGACCCGUAGAUAAGAUUAUCAGUGACCCUCUUAUCAACGUAGAGAAGGUGGCGCAGAGACUCAAAUGUUGGGUGAUCAAGUCAGAAAAGAAGCUAAGAGCCAUCAGGAUGGGUUUUUAGAACCUGGGCCUUUCAAUCUAUAUUGUAUUCUGCCCCUUUUGCUUGUCGUAGCUGCAGAAGCAGAUGCAAUUGUAUAAUUAGCUUUCUCUUUAAACCAAGACUUGCGAAGCUAUGUGUGUAACAAGUAAUGGUACUUAUGUUAUAAGUAUUUAUUACAUAUGCAAUUCAUGUUUCUA